AUGUACCUUAUUUUACUUGAAGAAGGGUUUAAACCAACACGUGAGGCACAACGGAGAUUAAAUCCACCUAUGAUGGAGGUUGUGAAAAAGGACUUACUGAAGCUCCUUAGUGUGGGUAUUAUUUACCCAAUUUCAGACAGUCAAUGGGUGAGUCCAGUUCAGAUGCUUGAGAGGUUAGCAGGUCAUCCUUAUUAUUUUUUUCUUGACGGUUAUUCAGGAUAUAAUCAGAUUGUUAUUGCUCUUGAAGAUCAAGAGAAGACAACCUUCACAUGCUCUUUUGGUACAUUCGCUUUCCGACGUAUGCCAUUUGGGUUAUGUAAUGCUCCUGCCACUUUUCAGCGCUGUAUAGUUUUGGGUCAUGUGAUUUCAAUCAAGGGAAUAUAUGUUGAUAAGGUAAAGCUUGAUUUAAUUCGUUCUCUACCACCUCCGGCUAGUGUGAAUGAAGUGAGAUCAUUCCUUGGGCAUGAUGAGUUCUAUAGGAGAUUUAUCAAGGAUUUAUCUAAAAUCACCACACCACUAUGUAACCUUCUUCAAAAAGAUCCACCAAAUUGGGAGUUGCCUUUUGAACUCAUGUGUGAUGUAAGUGACUAUGUUGUGGGUGCGGUUCUUGGGCAGAGAGUUGAAAAUCUCGCUCAUGUUAUAUACUAUGCUUCUUGCAUUCUUAAUGAUGCUCAACUUAAUUAUUCCACCACUGAAAAAGAGCUCUUGGCAGUCAUUUUUGCCCUGGAAAAGUUUCGGUCAUACUUGAUUGGAACUAAAGAGUUACCAUGUGAUCUCACACAAGCACAACAGAAUAAAAUCAAGCAUGAUGCUCGCCACUGCAUAUGGGAUGAACCUUAUCUUUGGAAGCAUUGUACAUAUAAAAUCAUUCGAAGGUGUGUCCCUGAAUCUGAAUUUCAUUCCAUCAUUGCUUUUUAUCAUGCUUAUGGUGGUGGUGGACACUUCGGACCCAAGAGGACAUCUUGUAAGAUAUUCGACAAUGGUUUCUACUGGCCCACAAUUUUCAAAGAUUCUUAUGCUUAUUGUAAGGCAUGUGAUCAAUGUCAACUAGUUGGUAGCAUAACGGCUAAGGAUCAAAUGCCUCAAACUCCUAUUUUAAUUCUUGAGAUUUUUUAUGUUUGGGGUAUGGAUUUCAUGGGACUGUUCCCAUCUUCUUUUGGCAAUGAAUACUAUCUUUUGGCAUUGGAUGAAAUGUCUAAAUGGGUAGAAGCAAUUGCGACUAAAACGGAUAAUUCAAAAACAGUGGUGGAUUUCAUUCACUCCAAUGUUUUUGUAUGUUUUGGUAUACCCAAGGCUAUACUUAGUGAUCAAGGCACUCAUUUCUGUAACAAGAGUAUAGAAGCAUUGUUUCGACGCUAUAGUGUAACUCACAAGGUGAAAGCUGCUUAUCAUCCACAAGCCAAUGGACAAGCGUAG
Humulus lupulus (European hop) is the source of this 1416-nucleotide messenger RNA. RefSeq lists its product as uncharacterized. NCBI's taxonomy places the organism in Eukaryota, Viridiplantae, Streptophyta, Magnoliopsida, Rosales, Cannabaceae. Gene Ontology annotation, molecular function: nucleic acid binding. Gene Ontology annotation, biological process: DNA integration. Bases 1 to 1416 code for a protein of 471 amino acids. The record is from RefSeq and is a predicted model, not a curated record. The transcript is spliced from 5 exons.